UGGGAGACCCUUGUUCUUUAUUGAAGGGGGGUGUACAUCAUGAAGAGGAUAAUUCUGCAGCAGGCAGUUCUCCUUUGCUCCUGUUUGAUACUUGUUCACCAUCAAGGGUCCUGCCAGCCUUAUCUGAGGCUCAGGCCAUCUCCGAGUGAUCAUUUACCUGUGAAGGACAUCAUUGAGCACCCUGACCCUGAGCAGGACCCCAAGGAGCAGGACAUGGAUGAAAGGACAUUGAGGAAAAAGCUUGGUAGUAACUUUGACCCUAAUUUCAUGGCAGUUGUUUUGCCCACCUUUGUUAAUACAUCCAACCCAGACUCAAUGAUCAAGUCUAAAAUUCUUGGCUCCCUUCCCUUGGAACUGAAAAAGAUGGACCUCAGUGAGGCACCUUAUGGUGGCAGAAUCAGAAUGGGGAAGAAAGCCCGUAGAAAGUUCUUGCAGUGGCUGUGGGCUUACACUUAUUGCCCUGUACUGUACACCUGGAAAGACCUGGGGGUCAGGUUUUGGCCAAGGUUCAUCAAGGAAGGACACUGCUUCUCAGAAAAGUCCUGCUCCUUUCCCGAGGGUAUGUUCUGCAAGCCCAUUAAGUCCGUCACCAAGACUUUCUUGAGGUGGUACUGCCAGGGAUGGUCAAGACAGAGGUUCUGCACAUGGAUCCCUGUCCAGUACCCCAUAAUAUCAGAGUGUAAAUGCUCAUGCUAGCUGCUGUUGAAUGGAAAGACUUAGAGAGACGGACUUGGCAGGGAUCAUGCCCCGCUAAACCGAAGGGCGUGCAAGCCGGAGUUUUAUUGCCACUGAUAUCGGGGUUAGUGGAUGGCCAGACAUGACAGUGGACAUAAUCUUUAUCAGUUAACGGGUUGGCAGCAAAAUACUUUGAAGGUUGACGGAUAAUUGUUACCCUUUCCUUGCUUUGUAACAAAGUCACACAUUAAGACGUAUGUUAAACUUAAGACCAGACAGAGGGGGGAAAAAGGUAACUUGAUAUAAAGUACAUUUUAUUUUAUUGUCGCUUGGGUCAAUGGCCAACUCAAGGAAUAUAGAGAUAUCCCAGUUUAAGUGUUAUCACACCAUUCUUGCACUGCUGACAAUUAUAAUUAUUGAUAUUAUUAUUAUUAUUAUGUAUAUUAUUUUAAAGCUUGAUGAAGGAUCCAGGGCUACGCACGUCCAGUCAGAUGAUUUAUUUUUAUAUGUAAUAUAGCUUUCUAGCAUAAUUAAAACCAUAAGAUCAGAUUUUUUUUUAAAUCAAGUCACCAACCUUCUUUGUAAAUAUAUAGAUUUUUUAAAUAUAUAUAUAUAAUAAUAAUAAUGUGUUGUAACUUUCCUUCAAUGUUGCUGGCUUAUUUUAUUGUUGGGGCUAUUUGUAUUAUAUGGUACAUAUGGACCACAUAUUUUAAUUAAAUCCUGAUACACAGACAGAUGUGGGGUAGAAGAUAGUGCUGUUCCUUUAAUUUAACCUCUGCAAUACCAGGGGGUUUGAAAUAAAUUGCUGCAACCCUCACAUCACAUGUCCCACAGUAGCAUUAUAGCGAUCUGAACCUGGACUUAUCAAUUUUAACUAAUAUACAGAUUUGUUUCUUUUCUAUUAUAAUUAUUAUUAUUAAUAAAUUUUAUUGAUGAGCAAAAAUGUACAAAUGUUCUAAAGAUAUUUUAUAAGAGAUUGAAAUCUUGUUUUUCUUGUAUUCGUCAUAGAAUGUUAGAGGACAGGAUGGGAUAUCUUUGUAUACACUUAUUUAUUUUCAUUGUUUGUGUAUAAUAAAAAAACAAAAAACUAAAAAAAAA
Spea bombifrons (plains spadefoot toad) is the source of this 1773-nucleotide messenger RNA. Its product is annotated as noggin-2-like. Gene Ontology annotation, biological process: osteoblast differentiation; negative regulation of BMP signaling pathway; negative regulation of cell differentiation. The record is from RefSeq and is a predicted model, not a curated record. The transcript has a single exon. NCBI's taxonomy places the organism in Eukaryota, Metazoa, Chordata, Amphibia, Anura, Pelobatidae. The coding region runs from base 40 to 696 and encodes 218 amino acids.